Molecule: messenger RNA, 390 nt
Organism: Emiliania huxleyi CCMP1516
Lineage: Eukaryota; Haptophyta; Isochrysidales; Noelaerhabdaceae
Exons: 1
Biological process (GO): proteolysis
Cellular component (GO): cytosol
Molecular function (GO): serine-type endopeptidase activity; oligopeptidase activity
Source: RefSeq, a predicted model, not a curated record
GUGCCGCUGCUCGACAUGCGCCGCUUCCACAAGCUCCUCGCCGGGGCGAGCUGGAUGGGCGAGUACGGCGACCCAGACACGGACGACUGGUCCUUCCUGCAGCGCUACUCGCCGUACCACAACCUGGACGAGGCCACCGCCUACCCGCCCAUCCUCUUCACCACGUCGACGCGCGACGACCGAGUCCACCCCGGCCACGCGCGCAAGAUGGUCCACAAGCUGCUUGAGCUAGGCAAGGGGCCGUCCACACACUACUACGAGAACAUCGAGGGAGGGCACGGCGGCGCGGCGGACAACAAGCAGCGCGCCUUCAUGUCGACCCUCGCCUACGCCUUCCUCGAGCGGACCCUCGCCGGCGCGGCCGCCGGAGGGAAGAAGGUGGAGCUGUGA